Molecule: messenger RNA, 549 nt
Organism: Funneliformis mosseae
Lineage: Eukaryota; Fungi; Glomeromycota; Glomeromycetes; Glomerales; Glomeraceae
Source: the annotation of a GenBank genome assembly
AUGUCAACUACGAUUGAUAAAGAGAAUUAUAUAGAUUCAUUGAUUUUUAAACAUGUAGAUGCGUCAGAUGUUGAAAGAGCAUUUCAAUUAGAGUCUGAAGGAUAUCCGCCCGAAGAAGCGGCAUCAUUAGAAACCUUACAAUAUCGACAAAAAGUAGCACCAGCAUUAUUCAUGGGUGCAUAUCUUCCAUCAUCAUCAUUAUCCUUACAAUUGAUUGGAUUUAUUGUAUCGACAUCAACGUUAUCGAAAUCAUUAACUCAUGAAUCUAUGUCUUUACACGAACAGGAAGGUAAAACUGUUUGUAUACACUCCGUUUGCGUAGAUAAAAAAUAUAGAAGAGGUGGCGUAGCUACUAAAUUAUUAAAAGAAUAUAUAAAUUCAUUGAAAGGAUCUGGUGAUGUUGGCGAAGAUGUAAAAUAUGAGAGGUGUGCUUUACUAGCUCAUGAAUAUCUAAUUCCUUUAUAUCGAAAUGUUGGAUUUAAAUUAAUGGGGGAAAGUCAAGUCAUUCAUGGGCCCGAGAAAUGGUUUGAUCUAGUUAUGGAGUUUUAA